CAGUGCUGCAAUUUUAUAAUGAUCGGUCUCUCCCGCAACUUCUCCACAGUCUCCAAGCUCAGCCAUUUACAGCAGCUCCAAACACAGGCCACGCCAAAUUUUGUUCCUUUUUCUCAGCUUCAACAGCAGCGGAAACUCCUAGAAUGGCGACUCAUCGCCAUUCUUCACGACUGCACCCACUUUUCUCAAAUCAAGGAAGUCCAUGGCCAUAUCAUCCGCAACGGCUUGGGCCAAUGCUGCUACGUCCUCACCAAACUCAUUCGCAUGCUCACGAAGAUAGAUGUGCCAAUGGAUUCCUUCCCCAGUCUGGUUUUUCAACAGGUUAAGUACCCCAACCCGUUCCUUUGGACUGCUAUGAUUCGCGGGUACGCUCUUCAAGGACCCUUCUCUGAGUCUGUUAACUUGUAUACUAGAAUGAGGAGGGAUGGCGUCAGUCCUGUUUCGUUUACGUUUUCGGCGCUUUUUAAGGCCUGUGGUGCUGUUCUCGAUUUGGGUUUGGGUAGGCAGGUGCAUGCCCAGACGAUUCUGAUUGGGGGAUUUGCUUCUGAUUUGUAUGUGGGGAAUACGAUGAUUGAUAUGUAUGUGAAAUGUGGGUUUUUGAGUUGUGGGCGGAAGGUGUUCGAUGAAAUGUCUGAGAGAGAUGUGGUUUCUUGGACUGAGCUGAUUGUGGCGUAUGCUAAGUUUGGGGAUAUGGAAUCUGCCAGUGGCCUGUUUGAUGGAUUGCCUGUGAAGGAUAUGGUGGCGUGGACGGCAAUGGUCACUGGUUAUGCCCAAAAUGCUAGGCCAAAGGAGGCAUUGGAGUAUUUUCAAAAAAUGCAGGAUGUAGGUAUGGAGACCGAUGAAGUUACAUUGGUUGGUGUUGUCUCCGCCUGUGCACAGUUGGGUGCAAUUAAAUACGCCAACUGGAUUAGAGAUAUUGCUGAAAAAUCAGGUUUUGGGCCUUCUGAAAAUGUAGUUGUGGGAUCUGCUCUUAUUGAUAUGUAUUCAAAAUGUGGGAGUCCUGAUGAGGCGCAUAAGGUUUUUGAAGGAAUGCAGGAAAGAAACGUAUUUUCAUAUAGUUCAAUGAUUGUGGGAUAUGCUAUGCACGGUCGUGCUCAUUCAGCUUUGCAAUUGUUUCAUGAGAUGUUGAAGACUGAGAUUAGGCCGAAUAAGGUUACCUUUAUCGGGGUGCUUACAGCCUGCAGCCAUGCCGGUAUGGUUGAACAAGGUCGGCAGCUGUUUGCUAAGAUGGAGAAGUAUUUUAGUGUAGCUCCUUCACCCGAUCACUAUGCAUGUAUGGUAGAUCUCCUCGGUCGAGCUGGAUGUUUAGAAGAAGCUCUUGAACUCAUUGAAACCAUGCCAAUGGAUCCCCAUGGAGGUGUAUGGGGAGCACUACUUGGAGCAUGCCGCAUCCAUGGGAAUCCUGACAUUGCUCAGUUAGCUGCCAGCCAAUUAUUUGAGCUCGAACCAGAUGGUAUUGGGAACUACAUUUUGCUAUCGAACAUAUAUGCAUCGGCGGGAAGGUGGGAAGAAGUUUCAAAACUGAGGAGAGUAAUGAGAGAAAAAGGUCUAAAGAAGAAUCCUGGCUGCAGCUGGUUUGAAGGUAAGAAGGGGGAAAUUCACGAGUUCUUUGCAGGUGAUACGACUCAUCCUCGGUCAAAUGAGAUAAAACAAGCCUUGGAGCAUCUCCUGGAAAGACUAAGAGCUCAUGGAUACAAGCCAAACUUGAGUUCUGUGCCUUAUGACUUGACUGAUGAUGAAAAGAAACGGAUACUAAUGAGUCAUAGUGAAAAGCUUGCAUUGGCAUAUGGGCUACUAAGUACUGAUGCUGGUGACACCAUUAAGAUAAUGAAAAACCUUAGGAUAUGCGAGGAUUGCCACACUGUCAUGUGUGCUGCAUCCGAGAUCACAGGAAGGGAGAUCAUUAUCAGAGAUAACAUGAGAUUUCAUCAUUUCCACAACGGGACUUGUUCUUGUGGUAACUUCUGGUGAUCCAAGCCAAAUCCUCCGAAUUCCUUCGAAUGCCACAUUGUGGACCAAUGUCAUACAUCCUGACGUGUCCAAAUUCUCACACCUAUGGUUACAGUUGCUCAGAAAGGGAACUGGAGUCGCUAUCUCAGGUCAUUUCUUUUGACUCUGUUGUUCAGAAACCUAUGACAAUGUCGCGAGCUUUUUCUUAGCUGAAAGAGUAACUCUCACUUGUUAAGGAUCGACAGCAAAAGGUGCAGAAAUUUGAAAAACCGUUGUGGUCAUGUAAGUUUGCACAGUGAUUGGAAACCGAGAAUGAAAAUGGAAGCUUCAGCAAUGUGACGCCCAUCAUCGUGUAUUAUAAAGUAUAAAAUAAGGUUAUUUUGAUUUAGUUGUGUGGAGAUAGCCCCGAUGUUAUGCACUCAGAAAUGGGACAUCCAAAGAUAGAAGACUGCCAUCAAAGAAGCAUCAAGGCUAGAGGAUCCGAGUUCUCUCCUUCUUUUUGAUCCUUCAUGCUCGCAUACACGUAGAAUCCAUCUCAUUUAGUAUUUUUCUUUUUGUUUCAUCAAUACAUGAGUUGCCUAAUUUAAUUCCAUAAGGAGAUUAGAUGCAAAUGCAGUCUUAACUAAAUGUUGACAGGCAUAUAUGGAAGAUGGGACAUAGUUGCCAUAAAGCUCGUAAUAACAUAAAUUACUAAAAGAAAGUCAAAACCACAAUCCAUAAAUUACUUAAUACACACACCCAGGCCAUACAGCCAUAACAUCCCUUAUUAUUUAGUCACAGCAGCUGAGCUCUAUGUAAGCUGCCAUAUACGAAGAUCAGAAAGCUAAAACUUUAUU
Messenger RNA from Momordica charantia (bitter melon), 2786 nucleotides. RefSeq names its product Pentatricopeptide repeat (PPR) superfamily protein. Lineage: Eukaryota; Viridiplantae; Streptophyta; Magnoliopsida; Cucurbitales; Cucurbitaceae. Gene Ontology annotation, molecular function: protein binding; zinc ion binding; RNA binding. Gene Ontology annotation, biological process: RNA modification. The record is from RefSeq and is a predicted model, not a curated record.